Messenger RNA from Alternaria rosae, 1635 nucleotides. RefSeq names its product class II aldolase/adducin domain-containing protein. The record is from RefSeq and is a predicted model, not a curated record. Gene Ontology annotation, cellular component: cytoskeleton. Gene Ontology annotation, molecular function: actin filament binding. Lineage: Eukaryota; Fungi; Ascomycota; Dothideomycetes; Pleosporales; Pleosporaceae. The coding region runs from base 227 to 1213 and encodes 328 amino acids. The transcript has 2 exons.
GCUCUGUAGUUGGAUAGUCAGCGAGUGCUGGGCGAGUUCCGCUUAUGUCAUCACCCAUCAAGCCUCGGCUUGACCUCCGAUGCCCAUCUUCUCCUCUCUUGCGAAGCUCGCCAAUCGCGUCCAGUGACUUCCAGGGAUGCGCAGCGAACUAUCCGUCAUGUCAUACCCGGCGGGGAAGCUGUUGUACUCUUCCACUGCCAUAAAUUGCUAACCUACAGCACUGACCAUGUCUACAGCUCGCCUUCUUCCUUCGUCACUUGUGCGGGUCGCAGGGCCAUUCACACGACGCCCCCAAUGGCUCCACCCACGUAUUAUUCGGGCGCUCACAACGUCGUCGAAGGACCUGCAUGCGUCCGUUGCGGCAGGUACGCGAGUCGAUCAUGCUGAAAGCAAUGACAACCAGACCGUAGCAGCUAUGGGCCGGACCAAGUCGGGCAAGGCCCUCAAAGUCCGCAAAUACCCAGCCUUUGAACGCCUCGAAGACGAACGCCUCUACCGUAAACAGCAUCUCGCGGCUGCCUAUCGCAUCUUUGCCUCGCGCGGGUUCGACGAAGGUGUCGCCGGCCAUAUCAGCGUGCGCGACCCAAUACUCACCGACCAUUUUUGGCUCAACCCAUUGUCGGCACAUUUCUCCCUGAUACGUGUGUCGGAUCUGAUACUUGUGAAUGAGGAAGGCGAGGUGGUGCACGGUGACCAGCCCAUCAAUGCGGCGGCUUUUGCCAUUCACAGCGCCAUACACAAGCGACGGCCAGACGUACAUGCAGCGUGUCAUGCGCAUAGCGUACAUGGCAAGGCCUUUAGCGCCUUUGGUAGGGAACUGGACAUGAUCACUCAGGAUAGCAUCCGCUUUUACAAGAGCCACGGCGUAUACAACCAGUUCGGCGGAGUCGUGCUGGCCAGCGAAGAGGGCGAGAGGAUUGCGGAUGCCUUAGGCGACGGCAAAGCAGCUAUUCUCCAAAACCACGGCAUUCUCACCGUGGGCAAGUCCGUCGACGAAGCAGCCUUCUGGUUCCUCUCCCUCGACAAGACGUGUCAAGCACAACUCCUCGUAGACGCAGCGGCCGCUGGAAGUGGACACAAGCCCAAGAUCAUACCGGACAGCGAGGCUGCCGAGACAUACAAACAGGUUGGGACGCCUGAGAAGGGAUGGCUGGCAUUCCAGAGCUACUACGACGAAGUACUUGCCAAGACUGGAGGCAAUUUUCUGGACUGAUUCAAAUACCCUAUUGCUCACCGAGGCCAAAAUAGCCAAAAUGAAUUGCGAGACCUGAGGCAAUUGGUGGAGGCCCGGGUUGGCGCACGCGACGCGUUCAAUUUAGUCUCAAUAAGGCAAGCGUCAGUCGCGUCGACGAAAGUCGGCCUGUCUUCCGUUCGACAGUCAUCUCAUCCUAAUCAGCACUAUUGUCACGCUGCAUGUACACUCACCUCUUCGUAGCUAUGGCCGCUUGAUAUCUGUACGCAUACUCACUGACCCCCUGACAUGUUCGGCGAUCCUUGGGGCCGUGUAGAUUUGAAACCAUGAACACUACACACCAGCAGCGCACAUUGCACUAUCCACCAUUCCCACUAUUGAACGUCGAUUUCGGCAUCAGCGAGGUUUAGCCGAGAGAUCUGAAUACAAAGAAUAUGUUGUCG